This is a messenger RNA of Trichoderma reesei QM6a, 1290 nucleotides long. RefSeq lists its product as uncharacterized. The coding region runs from base 1 to 1290 and encodes 429 amino acids. The record is from RefSeq and is a predicted model, not a curated record. Lineage: Eukaryota; Fungi; Ascomycota; Sordariomycetes; Hypocreales; Hypocreaceae. The transcript has a single exon.
AUGGUUCUCCUCGGCACCAUCCCACGCAGCCGAAGCUUGGAGUCACUCCGCAAGGACCUCUUCCAUACCAUCACCCACACCACUGAAGGAGUCUACUUCCCCGCCGGCUGCACCCUUCUCGGAAGCAAGGAGGCCGACAAGGAGGUCAUUGCUGCUCUCUGCCCCCAUGAGGAGUUCAAGGCCACGGACAAGGGCAUCGCCCAUCUGACGAAGCUCUUUGUCCAGUGCAACAAGUGGCUGCCUGUCCUGGAGAAGCGUGAUCCCAAGGCCUACUGGGGCGUGGUCGCUUUCACCACCUCCCAGAUGCAGUCAAUCACCUUGUCUCCCGAGAUGGCCAAGGCUCUCGUCAUGUCUCUCCUCAAGGCCCGCCAGCUCUGGAUUCUCCGCCAGGAGAACCCGGAUGCUGCCAAGUCGAACGUCAAGACUCAUCUCGCUGCUAGCAUUCAGCGACUUCUUGAAUGCUUCGAAAAGCGUGCCAAGAAGCCCGUUGGAGCCGGUGGCAUCCAACAGGACUGGAAGUUGACCGAUAAGCAAAUCGAAGAUGCUUGCAAGGCGCGCAUGGGUCCUGGAAAGCGUGUGUCCAAGAACAGGAUUGCGCUCUCCUUCAAGUCGCCUCACCCGCUCGUCCCCAUUGGACAGCUCUCGAGCACUCCUCAGCUAGAGCACACACCCCUCAACCCUCUCGGCAUGCUCGACAGCUCUGUGGAGAAAAUCACCCCGGCUGAAGCUGUCCAGGCGCUUCUCUCUACCCAGAUCCAUGAUCUACUCCGCGACGGACAGCCUGACGACCAGCAGCCCGUCGGCAAAAGAGCCUCUCAGAGCGUCCGCGAUGACGAUGCUCAGAGCCGAUCCAGCAAGUCGUCCAGCCUCAUGGGCCGCAUGGCGCCAUCUGCGCUGAAGUCAAAAUUUAAGUCCUCCUGGAUGAAGAGUCCUGUGUACCGCAAGGACAUGGGCAAGGCCAGCGCCGAGGCCGCAAAGCGAGCUCAAACUGUCGACGUGUCCCCAACUUCAAAGAAGACGGGCAAGGCCAAUGCCGAAGCCGACAAGCGAGCUCAAACUGCGGAGGAGUCUCUGACUCCAAAGGCUAACACCAAGGGCAACCCUUCGUCCACCAAGAAACGCUUCAUGAACGAGCUGCCUAGCAAUGCGGCCAAGAAGCAGGUGGUCGCCAAGGGAACUGCACGCUCUGUCUCGAUGCCCACCACCAACCCGGCUUCAGUUGAUCCUACUCAGCAGGCUCAGGCCUCUCGCUCUGUUUCUCUGCAGGUGAAGAAGGGAUCGCAGAAGUAG